This is a messenger RNA of Sarcophilus harrisii (Tasmanian devil), 1523 nucleotides long. Its product is annotated as pinin-like. The record is from RefSeq and is a predicted model, not a curated record. Gene Ontology annotation, cellular component: catalytic step 2 spliceosome. NCBI's taxonomy places the organism in Eukaryota, Metazoa, Chordata, Mammalia, Dasyuromorphia, Dasyuridae.
CACCAUCUUAUUAUUUUAAAGAAAAAGAACACCACAUUUUGGCACCCUGAACGUGGGGGUGACAGGCCCCUCAGUGGAUUUCAGUGGAGAAGAUGGCGGUCACAGUGAGAACUUUGCAGGAGCAGCUAGAAAAAGCCAAGGAGAGCUUAAAAAAUGUAGACAAGAAUAUCCGAAAACUCACGGGCCAGGAUCCUAAUGACGUGAGACCCAUCCAAGCUAGAUUGCUGGCCCUCUCAGGCCCUGAUGGAAGUAGGGGUUGUGGUAGUUUAUUGCUAAGGCGUGGAUUCUCAGAUAGUGGAGGAGGACCCCCAGCCAAACAAAGAGAUCUUGAAGGGGCAGUCAGUAGGCUGGGAGGAGAGCGUCGGACAAGAAAAGAAUCACGCCAAGAAAGUGAUGCAGAGGAUGAUGAUGUCAAAAAGCCAGCGUUGCAGUCUUCAGUUGUAGCUACCUCCAAAGAGUGCACACGUGGAGACCCUAUUCAGGAUCAAAAUAUGGAUGAAAAGGGAAAACAAAGGAAUCGACGUAUAUUUGGCUUGCUAAUGGGUACCCUUCAGAAAUUUAAGGAGGAAUCAACUGUAGCUACAGAAAGGCAAAAGAGGCGUCAAGAAAUUGAACAAAAGCUUGAAGUGCAAGCAGAAGAAGAAAGAAAACAAUAUGAAAAUGAAAGGAGAGAACUUUUUGAAUUAAGACAUGCUAAACAGACAGAACUGCGACUUUUGGAACAAAAGGUUGAACUUGCUCAGUUGCAAGAAGAAUGGAAUGAGCAUAAUUCUAAGAUAAUUAAAUAUAUAAGAACUAAAACAAAGCCCCAUUUGUUCUACAUUCCUGGAAGAAUGUGCCCAGCUACAAAAAAGCUGCUAGAAGAGUCACAGAGAAAAAUGAACGCUAUGUUUGAAGGUAGACGCAAUGAAUUUGCUGAACAAAUAAAUAAAAUGGAGGCUAGGCCUAGAAGACAGUCAAUGAAGGAAAAAGAACCUCAGGUGGUGCAUAAUGAAGAACAGAAGGCGGAGCAAGAAGAGGGUAAGGUGGCUCAGCGUGAGGAAGAGAUGGAGGAGACAGGUAAUCAGCACAAUGAUGUAGAAAUGGAGGAUGCAGGAGAGGAAGAGGAAGAAGUAGGUGCAGUUCAUAGUAAUGCAGAGAAAGAAUAGGAGGAGGAGCAUAAAAAGGAAAUGGACGUUAAAAUGGAGGAGGAGAAUGAGAUUAGGGAAAAAGAGAAGCAACAGGAUAGUCAGCCUGAAGAAAUUAUGGAUGUGAAAGAGGAGGGAGAAAGUGUCAAAAAUGUUGAUACAGAAACAGAGAAAAUGGAAACUAAUCAAGUUGAAAGUGUAGACCUUUCAGAAAAUGAGAAUAGCAAAGAAAUAGGACCAGUUGAAGGUGAAAUUCACCCAAACAAAGAGUAUAAACCUGUUUCUCCUGUGAAGGAGAAUGCUAAUGUUCCAGAAAUUGAAAAUGAAUCUGAAGAGAAACAAGAGAGAGUUACUUUGGAACAUUGACUGGGGUCGGAGGGGUGCACUCUGGGAGGA